This is a messenger RNA of Pteropus alecto (black flying fox), 2796 nucleotides long. It is a transcript of the gene ITGB2, whose product is annotated as integrin subunit beta 2. Gene Ontology annotation, molecular function: amyloid-beta binding; integrin binding. The record is from RefSeq and is a predicted model, not a curated record. NCBI's taxonomy places the organism in Eukaryota, Metazoa, Chordata, Mammalia, Chiroptera, Pteropodidae. Gene Ontology annotation, biological process: integrin-mediated signaling pathway; cell-matrix adhesion; cell adhesion mediated by integrin. Gene Ontology annotation, cellular component: cell surface; focal adhesion; integrin complex. The transcript has 15 exons. Bases 1 to 2337 code for a protein of 778 amino acids.
AUGCUGUGUCAAUGCUCCCUGCUGCUCGCCCUGGCGGGUCUGCUCUCCCUCGGGUCUGUCCUCUCCCAGGAGUGCCCCAAGUACAAAGGUGGCACCUGCCAGGAAUGCAUCCAGUCGGGGCCCGGCUGCGCCUGGUGUCAGAAGCUGAAUUUCACGGGACCCAAUGAGCCCAACUCCGUUCGCUGUGACACACGGGAGCAGCUGCUAUCUAAGGGCUGUGCAGCUGACGAUAUCAUGGACCCUAGGAGCCUGGCCCAGACCCAGGAGGACCAGAAAGGGGGCAGGAAGCAGUUGUCCCCUCAGAAAGUGACGGUCUACGCGAGACCAGGCCAGGCGGCGGUAUUCAACGUGACCUUCCGCCGCGCCAAGGGCUACCCCAUCGACCUGUACUACCUGAUGGACCUCUCCUACUCCAUGCUCGACGACCUCAUCAACGUCAAGAAGCUGGGGGGCGACCUGCUCCGGGCCCUCAACGAGAUCACCGAGUCCGGCCGCAUUGGCUUCGGGUCCUUUGUGGACAAGACGGUGCUCCCCUUUGUCAACACGCACCCCGAGAAGCUGAAGAACCCGUGCCCCAACAAGGAGAAGGAGUGCCAGCCCCCAUUCGCCUUCCGGCACGUGCUGAAGCUCACCGACAACUCCAACCAGUUCCAGACGGAGGUCGGCAAGCAGCUGAUCUCUGGGAACCUGGACGCCCCCGAGGGCGGGCUGGACGCCAUGAUGCAGGUCGCCGCGUGCCCGAAUGAAAUUGGCUGGCGCAACGUCACGCGGCUGCUGGUGUUUGCCACAGACGAUGGCUUCCACAUUGCGGGUGACGGGAAACUGGGUGCCAUCCUGACCCCCAAUGACGGCCGCUGCCACUUGGAGGACAAUAUGUACAAGAGAAGCAAUGAGUUUGACUACCCAUCCGUGGGCCAGCUGGCGCACAAACUGGCCGAGAGCAACAUCCAGCCCAUCUUCGCCGUGACCAAGAGGAUGGUGAAAACCUAUGAGAAGCUCACCGAGAUCAUCCCCAAGUCGGCGGUCGGGGAGCUGUCCGAGGACUCCAGCAACGUGGUCCAGCUCAUCAAGAACGCCUACAACAAACUGUCCUCCAGGGUCUUUCUGGAGCACAGCACCCUCCCCGACACCCUGAGAGUCACCUACGACUCCUUCUGCAGUAACGGAGUAUCACAGGUGAACCAGCCCAGAGGGGACUGUGACGGCGUCCAGAUCAAUGACCCGGUCACCUUCCAGGUGAAGGUCACGGCCGCAGAGUGCAUCCAGGAGAAGUCGUUUGUCAUCCGGGCGCUGGGCUUCUCGGACACGGUGACCGUGCAGGUCCUUCCCCAGUGCACGUGCCAGUGCCGAGAUGCGAGCCGGGACCGCGGCCUGUGCCUCAACAAGGGCUCCGUGGAGUGUGGCGUCUGCAGGUGCGACGCCGGCUACAUGGGGAAGAACUGUGAGUGCCAGACGCAGGGCCGCAGCAGCCAGGAGCUGGAGGGGAACUGCCGCAGGGACAACGCCUCCGUCAUCUGCUCGGGGCUGGGGGACUGCGUCUGCGGGCAGUGCGUGUGCCACGCGAGCGACACGCCCACCAAGAAGAUCUUCGGGCGGUUCUGCGAGUGCAACAACUUCGACUGCGAGCGCUACGGCGGCCACGUCUGCGGAGGCCUCGGUCGUGGGGAGUGCUCCUGCGGCAAGUGCCUCUGCAAACAGGACUUCGAGGGCUCAGCCUGCCAGUGCGAGAAGUCCAGCCAGGGCUGCCGGAACCUGCGGGGCUCCGUGUGCAGCGGCCGGGGCCAGUGCCAGUGCAACACGUGCCACUGCGAGGCGGGGUACCAGCCGCCCUUCUGCGAGGAGUGCCCCGGCUGCCCGUCGCCCUGUGGCGGGCUCAUCUCCUGUGCCGAGUGCCUGAAGUUCGACAAGGGCCCCUUCGAGAAGAACUGCAGUAAGGCCUGCGAGAACCGAACGCUGCUGAGCAAAACCCCCGAGCCCGGGCGGGUCAGCGCCCCGGGGCUGACCCGGCGAUGCAGGGAGCGGGACUCGGAGGGCUGCUGGGUGAACUACACCCUGUGGCAGCAGGAUGGGAAGGACACAUACAGCAUCCUGGUGGACGAGCAACGGGAGUGUCCAAAGGGCCCCAACGUUGCUGCCAUCGUGGGGGGCACUGUGGCGGGAGUCGUGCUGAUUGGAGUUCUCCUGCUGGUCAUCUGGAAAGCACUGACUCACCUGAGCGACCUCAGGGAGUACAAGCGCUUCGAGAAGGAGAAGCUCAAGUCUCAGUGGAACAAUGAAAACCCCCUUUUCAAGAGUGCCACCACGACGGUCAUGAACCCUAAGUUUGCUGAGAGUUAGGGGUGCUUGGCGAAGAUGAGGCCAUCUGAACCGACCAGAAGGAAGCACCCCCAAACUACAUGUCCUCCGUCAGGCAGACUGCGACCUCGCCCGUGCACACAGCUUCCGACGCCUGACCAUUUGAUCCAUUAACCAAAAAUCCAGUUUCUUCUGCCCUCAAAAUGACAGCUACAGCCAGGUGACUCCACGGACUCACCAGGAGAAGCAGCCCCCCCUGCCCCUGACGAGUGGGACCGUAGAUAGAGACGAAGGAGGGCUCACUGGGCCUGACGAGGUUAGAUGCAUGCCUUCCUGUGUAGAGAUGAGAUGCUCCUUUGUUCAGGGCGGUGAACCCAUGUUUGUUCCUGCACCCUAAUCACGGUAGACGCUCACACCCACUGAUUACACUGGUCCCCGGCCAUGCAUGUGGAAAGGUGAAUAAACUCUGUGGAGGCUGUCCAUGGAGGCCGGGCUCUGCAC